Diatraea saccharalis (sugarcane borer) is the source of this 3072-nucleotide messenger RNA. NCBI's taxonomy places the organism in Eukaryota, Metazoa, Arthropoda, Insecta, Lepidoptera, Crambidae. The record is from the annotation of a GenBank genome assembly.
ACUAUCUGAUUUCUAAACGAAAAUUUAAAAAAAAUGGACUGUUUACGUCAACUUGAAAUCUUUGUAUAAUCGAAAUGUCAAAAUGGGAGUGAAAACUGAGGAAAACAAUGUGAAAAUUUAUUUUUUGUAACAAGAAAAUGCCAAAAAUGUGCGAUUUGAUCAUUUAAUAUCGUCACCGAAAUGUUUACCAAGAAAUCCCAUCAAGAUGUUAAAAAAUCUACCGUUAAAAUUCAAGAUUCUAAAAAGGAUUCUGCGACACGACUAAAGCACCUAAAAAUCGUGUUAGAACAUUUUGAUGCUGAGGAAGCAAAAACAUAUUUUGAAAACAACUUUAGUCAUGUCUACUUUAUAUUAUAUGACAAUUUCAUUCAAGCAGAAAACAAUCUACGCCAAAGAGUACACAAAGCUGGCAGAGAGGAACUAGAGGGAGCAUUAUGCUUACUAGAAAAAGUAUUAUGUCUCCUGCCAGAGUUAAUAGGCAAGAGAUGGCAACUGCAUUCACUAACAAGAAUAUUUUCAAAGCUCCUCCAUAGUUGGAAUUCACAAAGACUUAGAGCAGAAGCUAUAAGGUAUUUUCUGUUAUGGUAUCAAGCUCUAGGAGAUAAUGCCCCAACAGAGGUGCAUAAGAUGUUUGCUUCAUUAAUCCCUGGGUUACCAGAACCUUUCAUCCAACCAACUGGCACACCUCUCAAAAAUAAACCUUUUGAAAUUGGCUCAAAUGUGUCACAUGAAUCAGGUGACUUUAGCAUCAAUGAUAUUAUGCAGCAUCCUAACUUCACAACAGCCACAGACAAUGCUAAGAAAGUUGUAGUAGAACAAACCCCUACAGGAAUCAUAGGGAAGUUGGCUAAUGUGUCUGCUUCAAUAUUUCAUGAUACAAAUGCUUUAAACCCAGUACAGACAGUUGAAAUUCAACCAUUACUACCAGCAAGUGCCAAUGAAAGACCAGUUGAUAAUGAAACAAAAUAUUUCUUUGAAAUUUUACUUGAUGGCAUGGCUACAUCAGUAACAAAAAUACAUUGGAAAGAUCGCUCACACACAAAAUCAAUGAGAUGUUUUGCUUUUUUAUUGGAAAAGUUCAAAUUGUACUAUUUACCAAUAAUAUGUCCACAAUUUAAUCACAAAAACUCUCUUUAUAAACCUAAUUUGGAAGUGCCUGUUCAACAUAACAUAUUAGAAGAUGACUUUGUUUUAUGUCGUGUUAUACUUAUAAAGUGGGUUGCUAGUUUUGCUCACUUCAUGAAGAAGCAGGGCAGUGACGGCGGGCAGCCAUCUUCUAUGACCAGCACAGGAUCACAUAUACACUCAGGCACGCCUACGCCGGCCGCGUCGCUACACCAUGAAGAAGAAACCUCCUUUACGGUUGGGCACCCAUCAGAUUCAAGUCGUGCUUCGUCUCACGACUCUGCAUCUAACACUCCACAUCCUAGUUUGGAAUCAGGUUCUGUGAUGUAUGAGGAGCUGAGUGCAGAACUUGUGGUACGUGAUGUACUGUGCUGUUCAUCACGGGAACAUGUGGACUUUACUAUUGAAGUACUGAGACAGGCUUUCCUAUUACCUUUCUCACAUGCUGCUGCAGUACGACGUGUCAUCGCAUUAUAUAAAGAUUGGAUCCAAAUGAAUGUGGCAGAAAUUCCGCCAUUCCUGAUGGAGAGUGCCUUUGAGCAGCCAGGUGGAGAGCCGCUGGCGCCGCCGCGACGUCUGCGUAACGAUUCCUACCUUGGCGCAGUCGGCAGAGAUAACCUAAUGGUCCGUGCAGGGCUACAGAAUGUGCUUCAAGUGUUCAUGACUCAAGCGGCGAACGUUUUCCUCGCAUCGCCUUCACCUGUAGCGCCUCCUGGAGCACUCAGUCAGCAACAAUUGCUUGAUGAACAAACUGACACGUGCAAACGGGUACUCAAUAUAUACAGAUAUAUGGUCAUGCAUGUAGCUAUGGAUGCUGCAUCGUGGGAACAACUGCUUUUGGUGCUACUUCAAAUAACGUCUUUGGUACUAACAAAAGUGCCACCCAAACGGAAACAAGAAUCAUUGGGUGGAUUUCUAGCAUCGGCUUUAUUCCAAACUUUGAUAGUUACAUGGAUAAAGGCAAAUUUAAACGUCGCAGUGAAACCAGAGUUGUGGCAAAAUUUUAUGGAACUACUUUCGCGACUGACGCACUGGGAAGAUCUUAUCAAAGAAUGGGCGAAAACAAUGGAGACACUGACCCGAGUGCUAGCCCGACACGUCUAUUCCCUGGACCUGUCUGAAACGAAUGUCGCUACAGAAGGGAGGGGGCGUGGCCGCCGCACUACCCCCGCUCCCGUGCCCGCUCCCCACCCGCGUCCUCCUCUUCACCAAGUUACUGGACCGACAGUCUCUGAUGCGCGAACGCCAGGGAAAUCUCCAAAAGUCGGUCACGAGUCACAAGUUCGUAAAGAUGCUGGAGGUUCACGCCGACAGAUGGCGCGGUGUCGCAGCGACCCGCACCUCGCCAAAGAGACGCGAAUAGAAGAAACCAAAGAACCUGUUGUAAGCAACAAACCCAGAAGGUGGUACUCGUUAGAUUCAUUACGAAAUUCCACCCAACAAGAAGAACGAGAUUCUGCCAGUGGAUCCCGUUCUCCAUCGCCGGCACCGUCAAGUGGUGUUGAAAGUAGUUCUAUUAAGGACUCUCCACUGCAAAUUGAUUUGGCUUCUGAUGGUGGAAAUGUUGACGAUUUUACAAAACUCUCGCCCUCGUCGUAUAUCGCUCUCUUAAGUAACUUGCUUAUUAAAAUUGUAAUAAUUGAUCCCGUAUUCAAAACAUUAGAAUGGUCGGAGAGCGAAUCAGGGAUGGGUGGGUUGGGAGUGGGGGAGGGUGGGCGUGGGGCUGGGUCAGCAGGCGUCGGCGUAGUACUGGGCGGCACAGCGCGAGGGUGGUUGCCAGACGUAGCGGCUGUAUUAUGGCGCCGCAUGUUGGCUGCCCUCGGUGAUCCGAAUCACUUACGGGAACCACAUGCGCACGCGCACCUAUACAACUACCUCAUACAUCUGAACGCCACCCUACUCAAGGCAAGUGUUAUUAAUUAUUUUAUACAUAUCUACCUAUCCUAA